Messenger RNA from Amyelois transitella, 1255 nucleotides. RefSeq lists its product as uncharacterized. The transcript has 5 exons. The record is from RefSeq and is a predicted model, not a curated record. The coding region runs from base 159 to 818 and encodes 219 amino acids. Lineage: Eukaryota; Metazoa; Arthropoda; Insecta; Lepidoptera; Pyralidae.
AUAAUUUCCUGGUAGAUAUAUUUGUAAAACCUAGGAGCUACCCCGCAAGGGUGCUGUAGGCUAUCUAUAAUAGGGGCUUGUUUCCUCCAUAUAAAACGGUCGCAGCGCGUACGCGCAUCAGUUUGUGACGGCAUCAGAGAGAACAAGCACGCUGAACGAUGAACAGUAUAUACACAGUGGUGGUGUUAGCGUGCGUCGCAGCGGCGCAAGCGCAGUUCCCCAACGGACGCAUCCUGGAGCCCCCGGUACCUUCGCAAUGCGUGCAGAGAGUCAUCCAUGAGAGAUAUGCUGACAACAAAGGCUACUUCUUCUCAUGGCGAGAUCCUGCUUUACGAGGUGUGGAAGAGGACUGGCUUAGUGCGAGGAACUACUGCCGGCAGCGCUGCAUGGACCUGGUGUCUUUGGAGACCAGCGACGAAAAUGAGUGGGUCAAGGCCAGAAUAGUUCAGGAUAAGGUCAAAUACAUCUGGACAUCAGGUCGUCUAUGCGAUUUCAAGGGAUGCAAUCGUCCCGACUUGCUACCAAAUGAGAUCAACGGAUGGUUUUGGACCGCCGAGCUGCAGAAGUUGGCGCCCACCACCAACCGCCAGCAGAACGACUGGUCGGAAGGCGGAGGCAUCGGCAAGCCGCAACCAGACAACCGGGAACUGAUCCAAGGUGGCGCAGCGGAACACUGCGUGGCGAUACUGAAUAACUUCUACAACGACGGCGUCCACUGGCACGACGUAGCCUGCCACCACAGGAAGCCCUUCGUGUGCGAAGAAAACGAUGCCCUAUUGAAAUACGUGCGAUACACCAACCCUAACUUGCGGGUUUAGGACCAAAAUACAUCGAAGAGUCGUAGAUAAACUAAGAUUUUCUAAAGCAAGGCAGCGAUAAUUUUGAAGAUAUUUGUCGUUACUGGACCGUACUUAGCAAUAAUAGCUAUGCCCUAACCAUUAACGGCGAGGAUCGGAGGCUUAUUAAUCCGAAUUUAUUACUUUCGAUAUACUCGACUCCGGAAUCUCUUACUUUUCGCCAGUAGGUAUCAAUUAAAAUAUAAACGCAAAAUUUUGGAUUCCAAGAAUAGAGCCUGCCUGACACCAAAACACUGCCAAGUCUGUUUUCUACGCCUCAAGAAUUAUAAUAUACGGUGCUAGCUUUAAGUAUACCUCAUCGCGUCCAAUAUUUAUUAUUUCAGUAUUGUUCUUUGCAGUAGUCAUGCAAGAAAUUGUUUUAACUGUAAGAUCUGUCAAUAAAGACUGCUAAAUAUGAA